Molecule: messenger RNA, 4994 nt
Organism: Rhineura floridana
Lineage: Eukaryota; Metazoa; Chordata; Lepidosauria; Squamata; Rhineuridae
Gene: LIMD1
Product: LIM domain containing 1
Exons: 9
Coding region: 1246-3366 (706 amino acids)
Biological process (GO): negative regulation of hippo signaling; regulation of DNA-templated transcription; positive regulation of miRNA-mediated gene silencing
Cellular component (GO): nucleus; adherens junction; transcription regulator complex
Molecular function (GO): transcription corepressor activity
Source: RefSeq, a predicted model, not a curated record
GGGCCUGAGCUGCCUGUGCUUUAUUCCCAACGUGAGAGGUGGCAGGAAGUCAGGUCCUCAUUUCGGGAACCUAGUACAACCAUUCUGCACGCGCCAAAGGCUGCUUAUAUGGAUAUUGAAGUAUGAGGGAAAGGCUUGUUUAUAUGUGCUCCGGAGUAGUGUCUGAUUUCAAAUGCCAGCUCAGCCUGGCGAUACUCGGUGAGUGCGCUUGAGCCACGCAUCGUCAUUCAGCCUCAACUACCUCACGGGGUUGUAGUGAGGGAGGGGAACAGGAAAGGGGAGAACCAUGCAUACUGAACAACGAAGGAGUACUACUACUGGUAACGUUACUUCGCACGUUCAAGGAGGCGCCGCCCUGGCACUGAAAACUGUUUGCAUGUUAAACAAGUCUUCUUUUUACCGAUUUGUUUGUCCAGCAGAGAGGAGAGCAGGGCUGUUUUCGCCCCGCUCCACUCCACUUCCCCCGCACCAGAUCGGCAGGUUAAGACGCUGCCAACAGGCGCUAACACAACCACGUUGCAAACUCAACGGGACCUGUUUGGAACUCCUCCCCGCCAGCCCCAGCUCCUCCUCCUCUAGCCUAGCACGGGACGACGAGCGAGAGAAGAGCGAGCGAGCGACAGAGAAAGGGAAGAGGAAGAGGCCGACGUGCCUCAACGGCCCAGAGUCUGAGCUGGGACGGCGGUGAAACAAGUGACAACGGCAGAAGGAAGCCGAGGCGGGAGGGCGAGCAACGGCAGCAGCGCCAUGGCCCUCCCAAGAGCAGCGUGACUUGCCGCACCGCAGCCACCCCAAGUGCCACGAGAACUUCUCCUCGAGAGAGGCAAACGUUUUCCAAGGAGCAGGCAGAGUCCGCGCCUAAGUGACAUUUUCACUCGAGUAAGAAACCGGGGAAAGCUGAAGAAAUGUUUAUCUCAGCCUGAGAUUUCUUUACAAAUUAAAAGCACACAUAGUUGGAUCUUACAGUUUUUGGGUACACUCUGCAUUUAAAGUUAUCUUGUAUAAACUGAGAAAGAUGAAACUUUUUAAAAACAAUGUUUGGUACACAUAUUAUUUUCCUCUACUUUUUCUUCAGCAAAAAUAUUAAUUAUGUAUUAUAAGGGAUGUUUUGGAGCUUUCUAAUAACGCCAUUGGUUCCUGAGUGGAAAUCUUGAGUUUAACAAAGCAGAUUGACCUCAGGACUUUCCUUUUGCCUUAAUUUUUUCAUCCUGUUGGAUAGUGUUUGCACAAGUGAAUUUUUACAAAAUGGAUAAAUAUGAUGAUCUGGGUCUGGAGGCAAGUAAAUUUAUAGAAGAUCUGAAUAUGUAUGAAGCCUCCAAAGAUGGUCUCUUUCGAGUAGACAAAGCAGUUGAGAACAACCCAGAAUUUGAAGAAACAAGGAAGGUUUUUGCUACAAAAAUGGCCAAAAUUCACCUUCAGAAACAGCGAGAACAAGAGGAACUGAUAAAAGCAACCUCAGGGGCUCCAAAUGGCGGGGCUGGUUUUGUUAUUCAGCAUCCGCUUCCAGGCCAUCCUGUAGCCAGGGGCGCUGCAGGAGCAAAUAAACUGCAUUCAGGAGAAAAUAAAGCAAAGCCCCCUUUGGCUACAUCAUCAACAGUGUGUGCAGGCCACCAGCUUGCCUUCCCAAAUCAGCCUCAAGCUCAUGAUGAUGGAGAGCGAGCAAAGUUAUCCCAAGAUGGCAGGAGGGCCAGUGGUGAUUAUGGAUACAGUGAAAGUCUGGGGAGUUCAGAUAUUUCUGGAGGACGCAGUUAUCAGAGAGCAGGUCAAGUGAACCCAUGUAGUUCUAAGACAUCUUUUUGUUCUCUUUCCCACGAGGAGCCAAGUAACAGUGAUACUCAGACAGGCAUUCAAAGUUGGGGAAGAGAUGCUGGCAAGUUUUCCAGCCAAAAAUCCAAUAUGGGCUCCCAUUUAUGGUCCAGUGUUAAUCAUGAUGAGUCAUUGCAGAGAAGUUCUACAAAACCUCAAGCGGAUCUCCAUCCAUACCAGCAGUUACGAAACUCUUGCAGGUCUUCAGAAAGUGGGUAUGGAAGUCAGGAAAGUGGCGGUGAAGGCCCUGGGCUUAGUCAAAGCUAUGAGCAAAGUCCAGCUUGCCCAAGAUCGUCAUCUUUCUCACACACCUGUACCCCAUUGUCCUCUUCUGUUGGUUUUGGUGAUGAAUUGCCUGCAGGAUAUUCACAGCAGAGAUCUUCCUCAUUCUGUGCUUCAUCGGCACACCCGUCUCAGGUUCUUUUGAAUCCAUCUGAUAAUUUUAAUCCAACCUGUGGUAUAGAGAUGUGGGCUUCUGGCACCUCAAAUAAAAACAAUGGUAAUAUUCAGUCAAGACAUAGUGAUAAUAAUCAGUUGUCAGUUUCUGGCUCACUUCCUGCUGCGCUACCUCCAAGUGUUGAUUAUCAGCAAACUAACACUCAUCCAAAGCCUACAGGCCAUUUUGUAGUCCAUGGUCAGAAUCACAGGCUUAAUUGUGCUGGAUCUGGCAUGAAUCCUCAGCAGAAUUCCGUUGGUACAACAUCUCAUGGGCCAAUGAUUUCUGAUGUUCCAAAAUCUCCUUUUAAAGAGGGCAUCACCUCUCUGCAGCAUGACUCUGGUCACCAAGAAACCACCACUUCUGCAAAAAUAAAACUACCCUGUCAGACACUCCUUCCCCAGCAGGAUCAAGGACCAUCCACAGCUGAAUUAAAAUUAGAAGCUCUUACCCAGCGUCUGGAGCAGGAGAUGGAUGCUUGUCCAAAGGCUGACUACUUUGGAACCUGUGUGAAGUGCAGUAAAGGUGUAUAUGGUGCAAACCAGGCUUGCCAGGCAAUGGGGAAUCUCUACCAUGAUGGAUGCUUUACCUGUGGAGCAUGUAGUCGAAAGCUGAGAGGAAAAGCCUUUUAUUUUGUUAAUGGGAAGGUGUUUUGUGAAGAAGACUUCCUGUAUUCAGGCUUCCAGCAGUCAGCUGACAGGUGUUUCAUAUGUGGCCAUUUGAUCAUGGACAUGAUUUUGCAAGCUCUGGGAAAGUCGUACCACCCCGGCUGCUUCCGUUGUGUGAUCUGUAAUGAAUGUCUGGAUGGAGUGCCAUUCACGGUAGACAGUGAGAACAAAAUCUACUGUGUCCGAGAUUACCACAAGGUCUUAGCACCGAAAUGUGCAGCAUGUGGUCUUCCUAUUCUGCCAAGUGAGGGAUCUGAUGAGACGAUUCGUGUUGUGUCAAUGGACAAGGAUUACCAUGUGGAGUGUUACCGCUGUGAGGACUGUGGUAUGGAACUCAAUGAUGAAGAUGGGCAUCGCUGUUACCCACUGGAUGACCAUUUGCUUUGUCAUUCCUGCCAUCUAAAACAUAUAGAGAAAGGCACAACUCCUGCAACUGCAUACCGGCACCACUACUAGUCAGCGCUGCCAAAGUUCCCAGAAGCCUGCCAAAGGAAUGGUUUUCCAGUUGUUUUUCAGGUGCUUAUUUCCAUCAGCUGGCACUUAGCAGCAAGAGGAUGAAGGAAGAGGCUUUUUCUUGUCUUGUGCAUUGUGUGCAUGAUUUUUGUUUUGUUUUGGACAAAACACACACAGUAUUUGCCAGAGCAAUUUGUGGCUCCUUAUGUGCCUUUUUGCUAGGAGAAAAUGGGGGUAUCGUAUGUACUCUUCUCAGUCAUUUGGGAGCAGUCUUUCAUAAGUAAAAUAAUGACAGAGUUCCCUAUUGAUCAUACCCCCUGUAGUGACAGGAGUACAUGAUGAAACACAGAUCUAGCCUGUAUGUUCUGUUGUUUUCAUUGUUUCCAUAUUCCCGUCAUGGAAGCACGCUGUCCAUGUCACCAGCCCGUCUUGGAGUUUCUUGCACCAAGAAUCCAUUGUGCCUCCUCUGGCAUGGGAAUAGACUGUCAGCAUGUUCUGACUUUUUAGUGAGUGUGGUGACUGACACAAUCAUAUUCUGAUUUUACACUGUAAGAAGUUACCCUUCUCUUCCUCCUGUUGGACCCUUACCCCACCUACCAAGCUCUGAAAAAAACACAAUUACAGAAAACAAGUAUGUGGAUGGGAGAGACUGGCCUGUUCUCAUCAUUUGUUUUAGAAACUCAGCCCUUCUACCUGUUCCCAGAGUUCAGCCACCAGCAUUGUCCACUUGUGUAGUGGAGAAGGAUCAAAAUAUCGCCAGGUUAUUGCACAGCAGGAAUGAUAACAAUCUUCUGUGCUGGUAUUUGCCAAUCCUCUGCAUGUCAAAUAAAUAAGCUUUUCUGAGAGAGAGAAAGGAACAAAUAAGCAGAGGAAAAGAUAGGUAACAUCAGCAUGCAAAGUGACACUUUUAUUUUGAAAAAAUCUAAAUUUCCUUUAUUGUGACCAACUAAGAUGGCAAAAUAUAGUGAGCAAAAGUCCACAGUGAUUCUUCAUCAGGCUGGAUAUUAAGUAAAGUGGCAGAGGGAUGGGGAAAAUGCUGGCUUGGUAUUAAAGCCAUAAGGUCUACAUUGGUAAAAAUUUAGUUUUUGUUGUGUAGUCUUAGAAGAGGUGUGGCUAUGGGGGCUGGCAUGAAGAGUGCCUGUACUUUAGAGCUUACUGCUACACCGCUGGCAUUGCUGAGAAAUAAAUAUAGGCACAAAGUAAGAGGGUUCAUGUAGCAUGCUGCCCUUUCAUAACCCCAUUCAUUUGGAGCACUUGGAACAACACGAGUCUGGAUUUUGUAUGGGUACAGCUUUAGGAUCUGUUCCACCAGCCACUAAGCAGACUCCCAAAUAAUCAGACAUUACUUUCAAUAAUAGGAUAUUCUAUGCUAUCUCAGAAGCAUAAUUUAACACCUGUUUUUGUCUUUGUACUCUUACGCCUUAAUUCAUAACUUCUACAAUUAAGUGUGAGUUUAAUAAAUUUGAUAUGGACUGUGGAAUAUUUGUGUACUUCUAAUUCCUAAUUUUUGAGACAAAUUGAAGCGGAUGUUAAUUUAAUGUUAAUUUUAAAAUGUUUACUGCAGAAGUCAAUGAGUUCCAUUAUCACAGCACAACCCAAACUUAUUGUGCCAAUAAACUAGUUCUGCAUCA